Podarcis lilfordi (Lilford's wall lizard) is the source of this 22014-nucleotide messenger RNA. The record is from the annotation of a GenBank genome assembly. NCBI's taxonomy places the organism in Eukaryota, Metazoa, Chordata, Lepidosauria, Squamata, Lacertidae.
AAAUUGCAAAAGCCUCUAGUUUGCGCAUCACUGCGCGAGGGCAGUAAGGCAGGCAGCCGCCUCAGGACCAGCUAGGCCUUCCUCCUUUUACGUUAGGCUGAGGGGAUCGGGGCCGAGGAGGCUGCCUCGCCUUAGGGCAGCCCCCUCCCCCCAAGAUCAGCCCAUGGAGCCUACUCGCUGCGCCCCGCCUCUCCCUCGCCAACCCCUCCUCCGAGGCGGGCCCUGCGCCUGCGUAGUGAGCGGCGGAGGCCGGGCCGCUGCGGGCGGGUGGAGGAAUGCGCGUUACAGUUAAAUAGUGGGUACAGCGGCCGCAGGAGCGGCGAGUGGCGGCGCUUCAGGGGGCCGGAUGAGGGCGGCUGACUGAGGCGGGUGGGGCGGCGAAGAGAUAGCGCAGCGCUUCUUCCAGCAGCUCCGGGACAGAGGCGCCGGCGGGAAGGCGGCACCGGGCCAGCAGUCGGAGCGUCUCCAUGGCGCGGCGUGGACUCCUCCUGGGCGGCCGCGGCACCGGCAGCGCCUCCGCUCCUCGCGGCGCUCGGUCCCCCUGAGAGGAAAAGCGCGUCGUCGUCUCCUCCUCCUCCUCCUCCUCCCUCGCUCGCUCCCUCCCUCCCUCCCUUGACGACGGGACUCACUCUCGCCCCGCCGCCGCCCCUCGGAGCGGGCCGGAGAGCGAAGCGGGAGAGCGCCGGGGCCUCAGCCGUCGCCGCGACUGGAAUAGGCGCAGUGCCGGGGACCGGAGGAAGAGGCGGCGGCGGCGGCGGCAUUAUUAUUUCUGCCUCUAUGAUGAAGUUCAAGCCCAACCAGACGCGGACCUACGACCGGGAGGGCUUCAAGAAGCGGGCGGCGUGCUUGUGCUUCCGCAGCGAGCGGGAGGACGAGGUGAGGGCGGUUUGGGGGGGUGGGGGUCGGGCCGCGUCUCCCUCUCGCGGCGCUGGUGCCGCGCCCAGUUUCCGCCUCCCUCGCUGCCCACCCCGCCAUCCCUUCCUUCCCGCUGCCUGGGACCCCCUUUGUGUGCGGGGCUUUGCGGAGCCGGCCGGGCUUGUCGCCCUCUCGCGAGCCUCGAGGGUUCCUGCCCGCUUUCCCCGUCCCUUCUCCGGGGCUGGGCUUUGGCGCGGGAUGCGUGGUCGCCAGGGGGCUAAGACCCACUUUUCUCUCUCUCCCCCCCCUCCGAGGCAGGCCGAGGAGGGGGCCGAGCCCGCUUCUGUAAGGCAAGAGAGAUGGGGUGAGCCAAGGUCGGCUUAUUUAGGUGACUUGGUUGUGGCUGGAACGUGGGGGCGGGGGGAGAGAGUGGAGCUGAAACUGCCGCCGGUCUUAAAACGUGGUGUGCUUUUGUGUGUGUGUGUGUGUGAGAGAGAGAGAGAGAGAGGGAGGAAGGAAAUAAAGCUGGCUGGUCUUUUAGCCCGCCAGUGGCUACUUAACCAGAAAUGAAAGGGUUGCACAUUGUGCCUUGAGCAUUGCGCAUCUUUAAUACAUUUGACACUAGCCGGACAGAUCUGGCUGCCUCCGAAAACAGCAUGGCUUGAGUUCAAUGACCUCUUCUGCCACAGCGGGGAGAUCGAGUUGCUUUUGUGACUGUCAGUUUUUACAGACACCCCCCCUCCGCCCCCGCGCGCACACAGAGCAGAGCAGACAGGUAGGCGGCACUAGUUCCUAUUUAUGCAACAACAAUCUGCAUAACCAGCUCCUGUACAUGACUUUUUUUUUUUACUCUAUCUCUUUGUGAUGCGUUCAGAGUAAAUAGUUAAUAUCUGUUCAGUUGCUACCCAGUUAGCUCAGACAUAGUGAUGUGGUUUUGAAGCAUGUUUAUAAUGGCUCAUUAGGGGUGACCACUUGAAUAAAAGAGGGGAUGGUACACACACACCAUUUGAAUGGCAAUACCCAUCAACUUUGGGGGGGUCCCCUCGAAUAUUGGGGGGCCUUGGCCCCUAGGAGUUGGCUGCUAUGUGGGUGAUAUUUAAUACUAGACAUGCUCAGAGUAGCCCCACUGAAAUCAGUGCAUUUAAGUUACAACGGGUCUACUCUGAUUGUGACUGAUUGGAUAUCUCCCAGCGUGCUUGGAUGAAUGUGUGUUUCAUACCUGUUUGUAAGGCAAACAGCAUGUAUAAAUCAGACAUGCAGUUUCACUUUUGCAACAGGCUAAAUGUGCAUAUUUCUGCAUACAGUAUAAUAGAAUCUAGUAACACUGAAUAGGCUUUGAAAUGUCACACUACCUCUGGUUUCAAAUAUAUGGAUAUUGAGAUAGAUAUACAUAUGCAUGAACAGUGAUUUCUACUGUAGUUGUGAUAGAGGUCUGCACUGAAAAAGAAGGCUCACCCCCCCCCCCUUGAAAUCUACUUUUGCUACCUUCUAGCCAUAUAUAGUUUUUUUAACAGCAUUAUAUUUUGCUGUUUUUCUUGCACUUCAAAGUAAGAUAGCAAAUGUGACUAUGCAUUAAUGUAUCAGAUGGUAAAUUAAAGGCAGUCAAGAUUUUUUAUAUUUUGGGGACAUAUGAAGCCAUUACUAAGUCUUCUAGAGCCUCUUUAAAUAAUUUUUCAAAUAACCUGUUGUCACUGCCUGUCUGUAUUGCUUCCUUUCUGUGUUGCUGUCCAUAAGAAUGUGAGAGAACUGAAAAUAUGAGACUAAGGAUACACUCCUGUAUAUACAUAAUUGGGGUUAGUUACCAUUUAGCUCGGUGAUCUGUUUGAAUAAGAAUUGGGCCGCAGGUUGGUGUAGCUUUUCAGCUGCUUUUACUCCAAUUUCUUGAAAGGGAGAUUAUGGUCUCAUUUAUCAUUUUAAAUUGGGCUGUUCACAUAAAAUGUAAGCAGCAGAUUUUUAAAAGCCAAGUAUUAUACUGUGGACCUUUAUUGGAAAGCACAGGAUAUUAUUUUUCUAUCCUUUGAUUAUAUCAUUUACCAGAAAAAAAUAUUAAACAUGCCCGAGAAGUACCAAGAGCCAUUUGCCAUCUUGAGAGGCAGUGUAGUUGUAGGGAGAAACUGUGAAGCAUUCCUGACUUCAUAAUACAGUCUCUACAGAUUUACCUUUGCCAACACUAGUACACAAUGGUUCUGUCACACAACCUAGAGGCAGUUCUGCCAAAAGUAGGCUUGGCUUAUCAGCUGUUAGGAAAAAGCUUUCCAUAUUCUGUGAUGCAAUUAUACAAUUCCCUGGUACAGUUGGAUCUUGCUUCUGGAAGUAUAUGCUAGAUGGGAAGUACAACUGAGACAUAGCAUGAUUAAAGCUGAAGUGGGUGGGGACUGCUAACAUAGGACAAAAAGGCCAACCAAACAAAUUGCAUUUCAACCAGAAAUAUUGUGCCCCUGGUAUUUAGCAACCAGAAAUACUGCCUAGGCACAUGGAACUACUACGUCUAGCUAUUAUGUUUAAAAAGUUAUUUUUGUGUAAACCUCUGUAGAGCAGUCUAAGCUAGUACAAAAAGUUUCUGUAAUUGUAUUGUUUGAAACUUCACUUUGCUGUGCUGGGCUACCAGCAAUGUAAUUGAAUGGGUCCAAAUUUAAAGCAAAAGUACUGCUUUAAGUCUGUUGGCACACCUGAAUUGUUUUGCUAAAUAUUGCUGGUAUAUGCUUCCAAGGGGCUUCUUGCACAGUAUUGGGGCUGUAGAGGGAGCUCCAGCUAUACUAAAAAGUGAGAUACUCAGCAUCUUUUAAUUGUUGUUUUAGGUUUAAACAACAUAUAUUCAAAGAAUGAGACAGUAACUGUAUUGUGGCAACUACUUGUCCUUAAUGUUUAGCAGCUCUGGAUGAGUGGCUUGAGAGAUCUACUGCUCAAAAUUCCACAAACAUAUAAGGACAAAAACUGUCCAUUUUUGUGUGUGAACUAGUUGACCUCUUGUGUGUAUUGGGGUCCUCCAGUGGUGGAGAUAAAACUUAAUUUGUCAGAGUUUCAGCAAUAGCAAUAGUUAAUUUAUGUCUCUUAGUAUUAUCUUGAAACAAUCCUGGCAUAUUCCUCUUUUUGCAUUCUCAAUAGGAUAUUGUGUUUCAGAAAAUUCUGCAAAGAAUUUCUGUUCAGAAUUCUUGCAAGACUCUUGGGUACAGUUUUGGUGUUUGCAAAGCAAGGAGUUUUACCAGUCAUCACGAAAGCACAGAGAUUGCAGGUGCUUCGGUAAUAUGAAACUAAGUGUUCUGUUAGCAAAGGACAAGAUUUGCAGUAAUCCUGUCUUUUACAAGUGCCUGUUACAUGUUCAUUUCUGUGUAACAGUUUAUGCUUAUAUACUAGCAUGCCGUUAUACUGUCAGUUGGUAGAGACUGUUUGUGACUUUCAAUUAGCCUCUGCAGGGUCUUAAUUGCUUCCAGUAAUGAAGAGAGAGUUGGCAUCUCGGUACAUUUGAUACAAUUCAAAUAGCUUUUUUCUUCUUGAAGUGGGGCUGUUCUGGUCUGUAAGUUCUCUUGAUGAAAGUUAGUCCUCACACAGAAGUUGUAAUGGCUAAAAAUCUAUUUCCUAUAUAAUAAAAAAUGCUUAAUAUAGAAAAAGGAGUACUCACAACUUAACUCUCAGCUGAAAUGGGACAAAACCAUGUGGUAAGCUGGCAGCCUCUGGGGUUCUUCCUUCAUAUUUCAAGUUACAACAUAGUACUCUUUAUUGUCCAGAGGGAAAAUGGUGCUGAAAAGUUGCCUUUUUCAUUCCUGUCUACAAACAUAUGAUAGCCAACAUUGGUAAAAGCAGUGUAAAUGACCUUUCUGCACUGUCCUUGCCUUGGCUGAAAAAAAUGAACAUUUUGACAGUGGAUACAUGGAACUCGAAAUAGUUUCUUGACAUUUAGCUUACAAAGGUGAGUCUGUCAGUCACACAGUCCACUUUGGUUCAAGACCAGUCAGGUGGACUCUGGCUCAAGUGAAUACCUAAUGACUUGCACACUGAAACGGGUGAAAAAAGUGUUUUGUGGGGGAGUAACCCUGCAGUCAGUCAGUUGCUUUGUCAUCCUUGUUAUAGUUACUGAAACCUCUCCAGCAACAUUUAGUAGCUGCAGAAAGAACUUCUUGUUGGUCUGUCAGCUGCCCAGCAAAGUUAAGAGGGACUGCACUGUUCAUAAGAGAGACCUGAACAGCCUUAAGCUACCAACGCUAUUAGCUGUCUCUUUUCUAAUUUCCUUCUUUAACGUCUUCCUUCACUUUAGGCCUUUUUCUUGUUAGAAGUGAGCAUGAUCAGUGUAGACAUGCUAAAUGUCAAUAAACUAAAGACAUGAUUUUUGCCCUGGAGUAGUCACACUUUGUUUACUUAUUUUUAUGGGAAGUAUACAUUGUGCCAUCAAAUCACUGUUCUUUAGAAAGGGUAGAACAGUAGCUCCAACUUCUUUCUAACAAAGGUGAGCUUUGUGUGUGAAAAGGCUUGCCUGCACAUCUUCAUAAUUCUGCUAGCACCAUUUUAUUGGUAUGUUAUUAAUAUUUAAUUUAGUCUAGAAUGCCAUUUUUCUCACACACCAUAUGUGUAUAAAUAAAUAUAUGUGCAGUAGAACAUGUGAUAGUGUUUAAAUACUGAGCAAGGAAAUGACUCUUCCAAGACAUUAUCAGGCAUGGCUGAUAAUGCUUAGAAUUUGUAUGAGGAGGUCUGGGGAAAUAAGAGUAAGGAAGAUAGGUUAUGGAACAUCAUUGUGUUUUUAAUUGUUUUAUUUUGUAUGUUUUUUCUUACUUUUUACUUUUUUGCUGUAAUUUAUACUUUUUUCUUUGUUUUCUGUAUUUUUGCGAAACUUUAAUAAAUAUCAUUUAAAAAAAAAAAAAAGAUAAUGCUUAGAAUUUGCCUGGCUGGACAAGUUGGUUGCUGAAGAGAGAAUGAAGCAAGGAUUUGUUUGAGCACUCCAGAACUUUGGAGGAACAUAUUGUGGGAUCUGCUGCUGGGAGUUGCCUCCCAUUUUAAAACAAUCUUGACAGUUGUGCAAGAAGUAGAUUAUAUAUUUUAUGUUUUUGCUCUGUUGUGAGUUGUCUUGGGGGAUUUUCAUAGCCAAAUGUGAGAUUGAAAUGCCUAAAUAAACUAAAAAGCACUUUAGCACCCAAACAGAAAUGUGCUCUCUCUUAGCUGUGUUAUGCUUGCUAGUGUGAAUGGAACACACCACUUUUUAUGUGCAUACAUCCUGCUUCCACCUUGAGGUGUGGAAAAGUGUUCUUUGAUGUAAUCUGCAUGCAGAAUUGCCAUGUUUGAUCAGCACUAGGAACUAUCAGUUUGGAAGAACCCACUGCUGUGGCUGCUGUUUGCUCCCAAGCAAUAGCAAACAGGUUUCUUGACAUUUUCAUUAAGCCUUGAAAGAAAUCUGGAGUUUUGAUAAAAGCAUUGGGCGCAUCUGCCAAGGUUGUUUGUUGAUGCACAAGGUAGAAUACAAUAGAUUGGUAUCUGUGAGUAUGGCAAAAGAAUGCAGGUGGACAGGAAUAGCGCUGUUCAAUGCAUUAGUACACAUAGCACUAUUCCUACUUUAUUUCCUCUGGGCAUACCUUCUUGGUUGUAAAUCUAAGACUGGGGUGAGGAAUUAGAUCUGGAUGGAGGGUCCAGAUUUGACCCAUCUUCUCUGGGGCAUUUGACAGGUGGGCAGGGCACUGAACUGUCAACCCCUUGAGUCAUAUGAUGUCAGGUGAAUCAAAGUUCAAACAGCAGCUCCAAAGGAAGAUUUUUCUUUCACAGCCCUGGCUUGAAUUCAAGCUGGGAUUGCAAGCAAAUACCUUCUAGGUGGGUGGAAAUACUGGCUUUUAUUGUCAAACACAGGCUUAUCCCAAAGAUUACAUAAGAGAGAACAGAUCUCCACACCUGACAUCCGGUGACUGACAGGUGAGCAAAUGGCCUCUCAUGCUUUAUUCAGAGGUCUGGUGGGCCACAAGUCAGAGAGUCUCCAGCACUGUUCUAAGAACCAGUGAUGGCACUUCGAUGAGUUGGAAAAUGUCUAUAAUAGGUCUCAGCACUAUAAUUAAGUGUCAUGAUGAAUGCGAAUAGCCUUUGUGGAAAUUUAUUGUGAUUGGACCAUACUUUUCUGGAGGGUAAUCUUCCCAACUGUAUUGAAUUGUAGGAAAGCAAGACUAUUGAGAGACUCCCAAAUUAUCCUGGAUCAAUCAUGUUUAUUUUUCCUAUAUAAGAAAGUAAGGGAGAUUAUUCAGUUCUAACAUCAUUAUGAAUCUUGUAGUAUUUUUUUUUUUUUAAAGUAUAUGAUAGCAUGGUAUAUUUAUCUUGUAGAAUUUGAUCUGUACCUAAUGAAUCCGACAUGUGUUCUGAAACUCUUUGGAUUACAUUCAGUUUAUUUAAUAUAAAUACUUCAGUUGUAAACACAUGAAUUUUCUUCACUAAUGCUAGGGUCCGUAAUUCAAAACACUGUCAUGUUAUGAUAUGUCAUGGCUCUGAAUCUUAUGUAAUGGUACAAAGCCAUGUAUUUAAGCUCCAGACAGGACAAACAAUGACUCCUUCCUCCCUGCACUAGUAACUGGGAUCUCUGUUCAGGCCUGUGAUCAAUGUAAAUGCUGAUUGAAACAAUUUCACUAAGCCGAGUGUUUUGAAACAGAAGAAUAAUGGUGUUCAUAAUUGUUGGUCACAUGACUAUGGAAAACACUUAGUUCCUUCACUGAAAGGAAAUUGGUAUCCUCAGUUCAUAGCUAGAGCACAAAACAUUCAAGAUACCUAAAAACACACACAGCUAAAGACAGUUAAAUUCUAUCUAAAAUUCUGAAAUACUGUAGUAUGUAAGGCAAAUGCAUUUGAGUCACUGGGUUCUUCCACAUUUCCACUUGUCCUGUCGCUUUCCCCCAGGAAAACAGCAAUUGGGUUUUCUGCAGAUUGCCUUUUGUCCACUUUAGUGCUAAAGGGUGGGUUUUCUGGGUGAAAGCAGCAGGCCAAAGCAGAACCACCCAGACCUUUGCCUAGAAAACACGGGGCAAGUGGAAGUGUGAACGAGCUCUUAGCUAUUCCAUAAAAAUUAAAUCCAGUUUAAUAUGCUUUCCCUCUUCCUUGUGGCAGCUACAUUAGAAAGUGCAGGAGAAUGCCUCUCAUAUUUAUUUCUUGGCUUGGCUUUCCAACCAAUGUAAACUUCAUAAGACUAAAGUAUGGAAUCUAAACAAUAAGUUGCUUUGAAUUGUAAGAAUCCAAGAAGCCUGUACAGAUUUGUAUUUGCUUUGUUGAAUCACAGUCUAGCUUCCUUGUGUUUAAUGUUUUAAUAUAAUAGGAAAGGUAAUGGUUCUGCAUCUAAACCCUUGCAUUUUACUGUAGAAUGUGUGGCUGAAACUGCCCUCAGCACUAGGAUGGAAGCAAUCCUUUGUGGGCUGCUAGUGAGGCUGGUCAUGACACACUUUUUCUUAAAAAAAAGUAACCCACUGAGUUCAGUUGAAAGCACAAGAAUGUGCACAAAAGUGCACAUGGAAAGUAUUAGGUUUCUUCAACCUGUGUGCGCAUUAACACACUGGUGCAUACACAGAUUUUCAUGUCCAAAAUGGGCUUUGGACUUCCACUGUAGACACAGAGGAAUAGGGUAUCUAAUUCAGUCUGUAUUGGCCUGAAUAAGUUGUCAUCUUGGUCUGGGUUUCUCCAGGAACAUUAUCUUGAUGUUCUGAAUUGGGUUCUGCUUCCAUUGUUACUGUCCUUCUACUUAUUAAAACAUUUGCAGUCGUGUCUGAAAUGCUUUGAAUAGACAGCUAUUUUAUUUUUGGGGUAACUUAAUUGGGUCAUAUUUUAUUAAAACUGACAGUCUUGCAGUAAGUUGACUGUGAACCAAAUAUGGAAACAUCCAGGAAAGCAUACUCAAAACUUGACAUAUUAUCUGACUUUAAUAUGUAUAUAAAAGUUUGAUGCUAGGGAAGGAGUGCAGAAUUCUUGAACUUUAUAGCCUGUCACCCAAGCUUGGAUCUGUUAACAUAUAUUUGAUAUUGUUGGCUGCCUUGAGUACCAUUUGGUGGACAUCUUAAACAUUUUGUUAACUUCACAAAAUAUCAGUCUGGUUUCAUGUAGUCUCACUGAGUUUUAAUUCACACAGUCAUAAGAAAAUCUUUUUCUUUGCAGGUUCUUUUAGUAAGUAGCAGCCGGUACCCAGACCAGUGGAUUGUUCCAGGUGGAGGAAUGGAACCAGAAGAGGAACCUGGUGGUGCUGCUGUCAGAGAAGUCUAUGAAGAGGUAAAGAAUUUAGAACUCUCAGCUUGAAAUGCUGUAUGGAUAUGCAUUCUCUGAAUUUUAACAGAUGACUCAUUUAAGCAAACUUAACUGAGAGCCACAUAGACAAGGGCUACUCCCCUCCUAGGACAGGCAUGUGGCAGACCUGUUAUAAAUGACAGUAGCCAUCCGCAUGGCAGUUCUUGUGUUCAUGAGAUGCUGGCUAUAAAGAUAAUAGCUUACUGAAAGAAUUGAAUUGUUCCUGAUUUAAGUGAAACACUUUCCAACAGAUGCCUAUCAGCUGGGUCUGCCAAACACUUGAGACCACACAGGACUCUUCUGCUUUAUUGCAUGGUUAGAGUUGUUUUCCGGGCUACAGUUUCUUCCAAUCUUGAUAAUUCCACAGCCAUCAGACAUUUGUGUGUUGGUACAGGAGAGGCAGCCCUUAAGUUGUGGAAUUCCCUCCCCACAGAGGAGGGACACCUUCAUUAUAUGUGUCUGACACCUUCCUUACAUAGUUCCUGUUGUUUGCUUGAAGAGGCCCCUCUUCACUCUGGCCUUUGAGUUAGAUAUUUAUAGGACUCACCCUAUAAAUUGUGCCUGUAAUUUAUUUUAAACUGUUCUUAAAAAUGCAUUUCUAAAUUGCUGUGAACCUCCUUGUAAUCUUAUGGCAGGUAGUGAAUCAAAUAAAUAAACUGAAAUUUCCAGGAUGUGCUACUUAAGAAGCACUUAUCACAGAAUGAAAUAUUCUUUGUUUGAAUGUAUGGAUAAUCUUAGAAGUUUUAAAUCUCAGCUAGGAAAUAGUUUACAGUAUGUGCUGAGCACCUCUAAGAGAUGUUUGAGGUCCAAUCCAGAAAGAGAGGAGCGCUAAAUCAUCUGCAUUCAUCAAGAUGCAGAUAUUUCUGUUCCUAAUUACCAGAGUGGGGGAGUUUGCAUUGGCUAAAUAUAGCCCCAAAUCAUUAAUAUAAGUUUUUAAAAAGUGGGAGCCAGAAUGGAACUAGCUACAUUAUUUAAGUAUGCUAAAUUCCUACACACUUUUUGCUUUAUUACUCACAUGCUUCCUAACUGUAAACUCUGUAAAAGAAAGAAAAGCAGAUGCUCUAUUAGAAGCUUCUCAAAUUUAGUUGUGCGUCUGAAAAAAAAUUGAUAAUCAGAAAAAUGUGCUCCCUGUUCCUUAGCUUUCAGGAAAACUAAAGAGACUCUGGCUAGGGCACAGAUUUAAUAGAUCAUGAAACCAUUAUUGGACAUGCUAGUAAAUUAAACAUUGGUUUCGAAUAUUGUAAUGAAUCCGUAAGAAUGAUUGCUUGUGGGGAAUAUAUCUGAUUAUCUUUAUUCCUUGCAGGCUGGAGUAAAGGGAAAACUAGGCAGAUUGCUGGGAAUAUUUGAGGUGAGCUGUUUAAAAAUAUAUAUUCUGUGAUGUACAUGCUGUGAAAUGUAGUUUGCAUUUCUAAUACGGAAGGGGUGGAAUCUUGGAAAACAGGUAUUUUAAUUAAGGACUGAUAAUUUGAAUACCUUCUACACUUCAUAUAUAAAUAAGUCAGGUUUGGGAAUAGAAAAAUAUUGACAUUCAUGUACAAAAUAUUUAUAAGUAGGGAAGAUAUUAAAAGGAGCUGAUUCAGUAAAUUGUGCUGAUUGUGAUGGGGACUCUAUCCAGUACCUGAAUAAUGGGUGAAAAUAUAGUAGAAUAAGAAUUGUCUCUAGGAUCCCAUUUUUGCUGGUCUGCAAAGUGACUGACCUAAUGAAUGCAACAAAGAUUUGAAAGGAAAUGUGAUUAGGAUUGGGGUGUUUGUAUAGUUCUAGUUUUCAAGUAGUGAACAGAGAAUGUUAGUUUAACUCCUAGAUAGAUGCUGUAACCCGCAGUUCCUAAUGAAAUAUAUGCAGAUAGAAAAAGUGGAGCCCUGUUUCUAGCAUCACAGUUCAUGAUGAUGAUGAUCACGAUGGUUUUGUACCCCCACCUCAUCUGACUGGGUUGCCCCAGCCACUGUGGAUGGCUUCCAACAGAAUAUACAAAAACACAACAGAACAUCACAUAUUAAAAGCUUCCUGGUGCAGGGCUGCCUUCAGAUGUCUAUGAAAGGUCAUAGAAUUAUUUAUCUCUUUGACAUCUGAUGGGAGGGUGUUCCACGGGGUGGGGCUACUGAGAAGGCCCUCUGCCUGGUUCCUGGUAACUUCACUUUCCACAAUGAGAGAGCUGCCAGAAGGGCUUCUUCAGAGUCCAGGCUGAACAAUGGGGGCAUAGAUGCUUCUUUACGUAUACAGGUCUGAAGCCAUUUAGGACUUUAAAGGUCAAUACCAACACUUCGAAUUGUGCUCAAAAACGUACUGGGAGCCAAUGUAGAUGUUAUAGGACUGGUGUUGUGGUCCCGGUGGCUGCUCCCAGUCACCAGUCUAGCAACCACAUUCUGGGUUAAUUGUAGUUUCUGAGUCACCUUCAAAUGUAGAGUGUAUUGCAGUAAUCCAAAUAGGAAAUAACCAGACCAUGUCUCACUCUGGUGAGACAUUGGGCAGGAAGGCAGGGUCUCAGCUGGUGUACCAGAUGCAGUUGGUAGACAGCUGCCCUGGACACAGAAUUGACCUGCGCCUCCGUGGACAGCUGUGAGUCCAAAAUGACCCCCAGGCUGUGUACCUGGUCCUUCAGGGGCACAGUUACCCCAUUCAGGACUAGGGAGUCCCCCAGAAACAGUACUUCCGUCUUGUCAGGAUUCAAGCUCAAUCUGUUAACUGCCAUCCAUCCUCCAACUGCCUCCAGACACUCACACAUGCCUCAACUGGCUCCAAUUUAAAUGAGAGGUAAAGCUUUGCCAAGAGAACUCAUAGCUGCCUCUUAGAAGACUGACAUGUUUCUGUACUACUACCAACAGUAUACAUUUGCUUUUCACUUGUUUUUCCAUUGGCUUUUUUUAAAAAACAGUUCUAAUUUACAUUCCCCCCCCCCCAUUUAAACUAUUGAAUUUGUAUGUGUACCAUUGUAUUUUUAAAUGAUCUUGUUGCAGUGUUUGAAUUUUAGGCACCUUGAGGGCUAUAUUAUAGUGGAAAGAUAGUAUAUAAGUGAUUCUAAGUAAAUAGCUAUCUAAUGUUGCAAGUGUGAAUUAAUAUGUCUGUUCUCUCUCCUUCCUACUGAAGCAGAAUCAAGACCGGAAACAUAGGACUUAUGUUUAUGUUCUUACAGUGACUGAAAUCCUGGAAGACUGGGAGGAUUCGGUUAAUAUAGGCAAGACAUUUUCAACCCUGCGUGUGCUAAGUGUGUAAUGCAGUAUGAGAACCAUGCUAUUUUUAGGACAGCUUUCACACAACUGGUGUUCAAGAAGCAUGAUGCUGCAAGUUAUUAAAGUUAGAGGUGUACUAAAAAGGUUCAAAGGAUAACUCAAGAGCAGCCAGCACCAUUUUAUUUUAUCACUAAUUGGCCACUGCUCUAAUAGCAUUAAUAAAAUAAUUUAUGGAAGUAGAUAAAUUUUGUGUUUGAUUGCAGUUUGACACUCCAUGGCAUGCUGUUUUUACAGAUACUUUAAACUACUAAUUGGUUGAAAGAACUUGGGAUAAUGAGUAAUAUUCAGAAUGCCAUAUACUUCUAAUGAAUCAGAACAGGGUAAGAUAGUAGAUAAAAAGCAGGCUAUUUGCUUGUUGGCAAGGGAACAGAUGGACAAACUAACUUUCAUGUUAAUUUGCACAUAAUUAACAUAAUACAUUAAUAAAAGUAGACACAGCCUGUUAGUCUCACAGUGAACCAUUCAGCCAACUGUGGUAAUUAGAAGCCUUUAUUUAUAGCUCCAAAUGUUCAUGAUCCUUAUUCAGCACCUAACAUCAUAAGACCAACUUAGGAAUUUUAUGAACAGAGUUGAAGAUCUUGGCUGUCUGUAGUUAAUACCCUUGUUUUUCACAAUUCUGCUUGCUUCUACUAAGUGCCCUUAAAUAGUGGGUGGAUCUCUGGGGGACUCUCUAGAAUGUUUCAGCCACAUUUGCCCACUUCAUUUUAAAGUUGACAGAUUGUAAGGUUCAAAAUGUCCACUAUUUGAAGCAUUUAUUCUUUUCAUGUUGUAGGAAGGAAAAGAGAGUGGUUUAAGGUUGAAGAUGCAAUCAAGGUCCUUCAGUGUCACAAGCCAGUACAUGCAGAGUACUUGGAAAAAUUGAAACUGGGAUGUUCACCAACCAAUGGAAAUUCUGUGGUUUCUUCCCAUCCUGAUAACAACUCUCUAUAUGUUACUCCUGCACAGACUUCUGGGUUGCCCUCAACUGUAAGAUAAAAUUCAGCUACUUUUUUGUUCACCAUCACAAGGGGAGAUGUGUUAGUGGUCAUGUGCUAUGUGUAUAGUCAUUUAGAUUGAGUGUGUGAACACUUUAUGUUCAGACAUAUACAUUCAUUCUCUUUUUUUUAGCAAUGUUUAAUAUUUCAACAAACCAAAGCCAUACAGGGAAUUCUUAAAGAUGCCUUAAAUGGUCCUCUUUGUGGCUUUUUAAAACCUGAUUAAAAAAAAAACAGGAGUGAAUUUGUAAUUUGGCAUUUGAGUCUGGCUUAAUUUUGUUAAAUUUCCUAAAAAUCAAAAAAUGCUAUUUUUGGGAAACUGUUUUUAAUUUAGUCAUCCUUAUUUCCCUACUUCAGUAUAAAAUUUGUUGGACAAGUUAAAAGGCAGCAGAAACCAACAAAGAAGUGCCUUCUAUGUCAAGAAGUGUCCUCCCCAAAUAUUUCACUUACAAAUCCUAACCAGAGUAGUGCCAGCUUGUCUGCCUCUGCCAAUCCUUCACACUGCUCUUGCUUACAAUUAUUAGGCAAACAGGCAGAUUCGAGAAAGAUGCUAACAUGCCAACCCCUUAACCUGCUUGCUCUCCUCUUGCCAAAGUCAGCCUUGGCUUUCUUUGCUAUUCCAGCAGGUGUUGAUUCACUACUGGGGACCAUCCCAGCUUCUUCCAGCCUGUUUCCAAAACACAUGAUUUGGAUCACUAUUGGGAAGAUAACUGUCCUGAGCUUUAAGGAAAAAAAGCAGACUAAAUGGUGUUCUAAUCCUGUUCUAAUGCUUGCAACUAAAAUAUGGCUAUAGAGAUUCUCUAAAUUAUAUGAAGUCUAAUUUCAGAAAUCUCUAAAAGCAUUUACUGUACGCUGAACUUUCCCUUGAUCCCUCAAGUCAUACUGUGGUUGAGGUAAAGAACUACCUCUAUUAUGAAACUGUCUCUUCUCAUUCUUUCUAUGUAACAUAAACCCACUGUAAAUAAUCCAACUGGUGUAUAGUGUAAAGUGGAAAGAAAAGGUAAUGUAAAUACUCUGUUGCUCACACCAGUAGGUUACUACCUAGGACUUCUGUGUCUUAAUAGCUAUGUAACCAGCAGAAACUUUAAUAGCUCACUCACUGAAUCUUCACCUAGUGAGUUCCUGCUCAUCACAUAACAGAUAAAGGCACAGGAAUCCUGUCUGAGAAAAAGGUGGCAAACUUACACACUAACUUCCAAUACAUUGGGUAAAAAUGCUGCUAUAAAUUAACCCACGUGCUGUUACAAUUUUUAAGGAAAAUAUUGGUGCCAUAUGCUUUCCUUCUAGAAACAUGUGGGAAUCACACAUAGUGCCAUAGAAAUGCAUUUAAGCAAGGAACAUCAGUAAGAGGUUUGGUUGUGAGUGUUGCUUCAAGAGCCAUAAGUAAGUACUAUUAACUGGAGAUGGACUUGCAACAUCUUGCUCAGGUUAGAACUUCCAGGAGUUACUGGCUUCAGAGAAUCUGAGUGGAGCCGUAGAUGUCAUCAGUUUUGUGCUUGAAGAGCCUUACUUUCCAUAUUCUGAUUCAGAUGGUCAAAAGAACAUUCAUAGUAGACUGGUGGCAGACCCAUCAAUGUGAAACUUUGUACACUAAUCGGAUUAAGGAAAUGGCUAGUUAACAAGUAUGCAUUUUUCCUGAUUCCUAAGUCAGCACUUCAACCCCACACUCUUAUUCAGUUAUCACUAACCACACGAUAAUAUGAGAAAUGUCUCUUGUUCAUCACAGUGAUGGAAGUAAGAGCAAUUUUAAUUAGUUUUUGGUUACUAUAACUGCUUUCAUCUCAACUUUUGCUUUUGGAACAUAAAACCAAGCCAAGCAUAGAGAAGCUACAUAUUGGUAGUGCAUGAUUACUUUGGUUUCUAACAUUUAUGUGUUAUGUAAAAAUGUACAGUUGUCAGUGCUAACCAAAUCAAAGGUGAUGGCUUAUAAAUACUCCAGGCUGCUGUGCCACAUACAGUUUUAAAUAUAUUGGUGUACAGAUCUCUUCUGCCUAUGCAACUUCAGAUAAAGCCCCUUAUUCAUACUGACUUCUAAAGUCUGUCUUGCAACAUAACACUGGAAUGACAAGAGGUCCACUGUAUUAUUUAGCUGCCAUUGUUGCAUUUUCACUUAUAGACAAGUGAACACAGAAACAUUGUCUAUUUCUGUCAUUUGGAAGAAUAGACCGGACAGCAUGAAUGUGUCAAAUAACAGCUAAGACCUCUUCUGUCAAGAUUAAACCAUAGUCAAAUAACUCCAGUAAGGGGUUCAGGGUUGACAUUAAAAUGCUGAGGGAUUAAUAUAUAGUGAAGCAUUCUUGUGGAACUAGGCCAGUGUUCCCCCUAAGUGACCUUUGAACCUGUAGCUGGCUUCACAAGGCAGGGAAAUAAAAGUUGACUAGGACCAGAUUCCACAGGGCAGUCCAUGUCUUCAGUAUCUUAAGACAUGGUUUGCAAAGUCAGAAGGUCAUUACCAGAGAAGUAUAGGCAGGUCUUGACUUAAUACAGUGGGAGUUUGUUACAGUGAAUAGUUAAUUGGGAACAUGCCAUACCAACAUUGCAAGAGUAUUUAUGUAGGUUAUAGAGGCUAUUAAAAGUAAAAAUACCAUCCUGAGUGCUUAUUGCAGACUAACCAGGGCUACUGUCAAAAUGUUGGAACAAAUGCUCAACAUGCUUCUGAGAAGUAAAACGUUUGAAGGAAAACUACAAGUUAAGUUGUAAACAUUUUGAGCUGUGUGCAUGGCUUUCUUUUAAAGAUUGAUGUAAGAAUUUUGACUUUUUAUAUCUGAAAUGAUCCUCCAAAAUAAAAAUAAAAAAAUUGAAACACAAUCUGCAAAGACUGUAGCUUCUUUAUGUAGCAAUAAAAUUCAGAUUUAAGUAUUGGGAACAGUGGUCUCCAACUCAACAUGUGUUUGAGAGUGGCUCAUUCAAAUCAAGUGUAUUGCAAAGUCUGUAGUAGAAAACAGUGUUGGAAAACUUAUAAAACAUGAGUGACUUUUACCUCCUUCUGUGGCCUGGAAGUUUUUCUGUGCUUGUAGUUGAGGGCAGGGACCACAUCUUAGUGGUACACAACAUGCUUUGCACCCCAAGAACCCCAUGGCAUUCAGUGGGAUUUACUUUCAGAUAAACCUAUACAGAAUUGCUGCCUAUUGCCUGUAUGCCCAAGCUACUCAAGAAGAAACGCUCUUGCUUGCCUCCCAUGUCCCUGACUGUUGUUUCAUUUUGUGGAUGUGUCCACAAACUUGAGAAUUUUGCUUACAAAUAUUGCUUCGUGGUUAGGCUCACUUCCUGCUUCUCACACCCAUUUCUGACAUCAGCUACAUGCUAUAAACUCACAAGUGACCUGCAGUGAUGUCAUGUGGAAAUACUAUACUUGUUCUUGUACCUGAAGGGGCAGUUAUUUCAGGCCCCCAUCUCUUUGCUCCUGGUCUACUUUAACCCUACCCGCUGCACUUGCUGGGUAUGAGGCUAUCCCUUUCAGAACAAUGAACACUCCACUAGGGGGAGAAGGGCUCGAUCUUCAUUGAAAUGGCAAACUUCUACCUGGGGUUUGAGCAAUUUAGUAACUUCUCCCUACCUCCUGCUCUCACUUGUUCUCUGCUCUGCUUCCUCUGACAUGUUAGGAUGCACAACAGCAUGUUGUUGUCUAUCCCAAGUGCGUCUGUUCAGUGAUCCAGCCAGUGUGGAAGCAAAGCCUUGUAUAAGUCUGGACCACACUUUACCUUGUAGCACUAUGCAUGGCUCACAGAGAAUGCCUCCCCACCCCCUUCUCCACACUCCUGAUACAUUACCUCACUCUGCUAAAUCUGCAGUUAGCAGAUUUAAAGAACAAGGACUGCUUAGCAGCUCUGAACAAGCAUGUUAUCCAGUAAAGGGGGAGGGGUUAAUAACAAAUAUGUUUAAACCACGGCAUGGAUGCCCACCCCACAUACUCCUCUCAAGGACAUUCCCACAUCUCCCAAUUAAUACAUUCAGCAUUCCACUGAACUUUUCCCCUCCUGUGUGAAAGGAAACAAUGGAGAAAAGCAAGUAUCUGCAACUGCACAGCAGAAGUGUGCUUGGCCUCUUAUGUGAGCCUGUAACUUUCCCUCACUAGGCAAUGAGUUGAGUUACUCUACAAUUUUAAUCUCCCACAGGUACUGGGAGUCCACUGAGACAAUAAGGUGAGUGUAUAUUUGUCUUUUAAUUUAUAAACAAUUUCUAUAUACUCAUGUCACUUCUAAACUUAAGACAUUUGACCAGCAACGUUGCUGUUAAAUGGAAUAGUUUCAUAAUCCAGUCACAAUACCAGAAAAUAGAGCUUCUGUUCUUCUGGAUAGGGUUGUACUAAACCUGAAGGACCAAGGGGUGAUCUUGGCUCAAGCUUUGCCAGUAGAGACUGAGGUGGCCAACUUCAGUUGGUAUGUCAGCUGUGACCCUAUCUGAACAGCUACCCAUGCUUUGGUAACCUUCAAAAUUAAAUGACUAUUAUACUUGAGCUUCAGCUUUAAAAAUAAUCGGGAAACUUAGAGUUUAGAACACAGCUGUGAAAGAUUGCGAAGACUGAGCAGUAUGCGCAUUAACCGUUGUGCAAGAGCACUAGCUCUGGGUUUAUUUGCAAGUCCAAGUUUUGACUUUUAAAAAAGCUUUUACAUUAUGGCUUGCAACCUGGUAGGGCUAAUCUGCUGCUCUCCACUUAUUACUUGACUCCAACUUCCAUUGGCUGUAUCCUGCAUAGUCAAUAGGGACUCCCAAGAUCUAGUAGGCUCUCCAUUUUCCUGAAUCUGAAUGCACCAAACAAAUCCUUUCUUAGAGACCUUCUGUACUCCCAACACAUGACGUGCAGCAGAUGGCUAUAGGGAAAGAGGUACUUUCCCAUCAUGCCAACUUUGGAAUGCUGUCCCCCCAAAGCCUCAGCUGGCACCCCCUCUGGUGGAUUUCUGUUACAAAGCAAAGAACUUCGUGGGGUCUCAGGAUUUGUUAUUGUUCAGCUUAAAUUUAUGUACUUUUUUGAGGUAACUUUAAUUUUGCACUUCUAGCUUGCAUUUCUGUAUUUGUACUUAGGUGCACUUGAUUUUAAACUUUGCUGAUGGCACAAUAGAAGUAUCCUAAACAAAAUAGGGAAACAUUUUUGGGCCACUAAAACUUCAAUAUGAACCAGUGUGCUUUCUGAAAAGGAUAGGACUUCUUUCUUGCCACAUGGAAAGUUUUUCUCGCGGGGGGAGAGGUUAUUUGGUAACUUGCUUUUUUUUUUCAUUGUACAAAUAUGCUUGAAAAUUUACUGUGCGAAUACCAAUCUUUAAAAUGAGAAGCUCACUGUAUAAUGAAUAAUCACUCUUCCUUUUAUUCAGUGUCAUAACAUUACAGUCAGAAGAUGUUAAACAGAACCUAUCAGGCAUUUAAAAAAUAAUCCUGAACAUAGGAGGAAUGUACAUUACACUCAGAUAUACAUGAUUUCUAACCGUAUUAGACCUGAAGAUUUUACAGUAACCAUAAUUUGCUGGGCAUAUGCUUCAUUUAAAAGCAUAACAUCCACAUUAUUUUAGGCCAUAAUUACACUUGAUAUUCAGUAUGUUUACUCUUGUAAAACUACCCAUGCAAAGCAUGGAUUUAUUUGUCACUGGGGUCUUCCUUCUUUCAAGAACACACACAAGAACUAUAUUUUUAUCAGCUAAAGGAAAAAGAGUUAUCGUGAACAUGGUUUUGAUUUAAGCCAAGGCUUCAUACAUCAGUACACAUGCCAGAUAACUGGCCUGAAUAUUUAUUAGCACCAAGAUUAAUAUGAAACACCUGUACUGUAAUUCAGUAAAGGAACCCCAUCUUUCUACCUAGCCCUAUCAUAAAGCAAACAUACGUAAAUAAUUCUACUUGGUUUAUUAGUAUCAUACAGUGGGACAAUUCCAACCAGCUGAGAUGUACCGAACAAGAUGACCUAUUUAUUGUUGAUAGUCUUUUUAGAACUCCUUUACAGAUAAAAGUUGUUAGUUCAAUCAAACACAGACUCAAGUACCUUCAGUGACUCUUUAGCCACAUUCCUUGACCUUUUUUUUUAAGGGAUAAAAGUCUAGUUCUUAAUGUUUACACUUCAUUAGGAGAAAGAUUCAGGUGGAAAAUGGAAAUUCAAAACCAACCCUUGUAGUUAUUUUAAUUACUGCUCUCAACAUUUAGAGCCAGAACACAGAGGGGCUUUUUGGAUAUUUUACUCCUUAACUGCAGUCCUAAAGGAAUGCCUAAACUCCCAAGUUUUGGCACAAGAGCUGUUUUUCAAUGCACACAUGGAAAAAAUAUAGUAUGCCUAGGUUACAAAUGCAUAUACAUCUGCUUUGCACCAACUCCCUAUUUUAAACUUAGUAAGAUUUCAACACAAGGUGUUUCAACACAGUUCCAUGGGCAACUGAUGAGAAAUCCUCAAAUUUGAGUGUACACACCUCUCUAGUGCACAGCAUAGAUUCAACAGUUAUUUGUACACAUUUAAAGACAUUUACCACAUAUGCAGGGCUGGAAAGGACACAGUCCAAAGUUAAGCGCCUCCCAUGCCCAUUUAUUUCAAUAGGAGAAAUAUAGCAUGUGUUCAAAGCUACAAUCCUAUGUGCACUCAUGCAGAAUUGAAUUCAGUGGGAUUUACAGCAAAUAAAAAUAUUUAGGAUUAAGCUGUAACCCAUUGAAAUUUGUAUAGCUCUUGCUAAAUUAUGCCCUAUGUUUGAACAUUAAUUAACAUUCCAACCAUAUAGUUGCCAUAUGUACUUGACUUCAGCUACUGUGUACCAUUUUUAACAGGUUUUAUGGUAUUUUUUCCAUUGGUUUUAUUCCAGAAUGUGACAUACAGAGAGCCAGAGCUUACGCUGUCUGGUCUUUUUAAAAAUAAUAUCAUGGUAGCAGCAUUUUAAAGCCAUUUGCUAUGCAGGUAUUCAAGUUUCUUUCUUUAAAAAACUACUACAGCUGCAAACAUAAGCAUUUUUUUCAAUAUAACUUUUAUUAAACUGAGUGGGACUUGUUUUUGAGUAGUCAGAGAUUAUACCACUAUGCAUGUGGUUAUGUUCAUACUAGUCACUGACAUAUGAGAACUUAAACGCUCGUCAAGUGUUAGAGAAGAAUAACACAAUCAGUUCUCUACUAUGGCAGACAGUGGUGCUAUUCAUUGGUAGUUGACAAGGACUAGCUAGAAGCCCAGAAACAAUCUAAAAAAGAAUUUCAACUAGAAACAAUUUUUGAGAUGGUCUCGCUCUCCUGUUGAAGCAGAUUAUCAGCCUUUUAUCAUGCUAUAAUGCAGUCAACUCUGACAAUACCAUCACUAAAAGCAUUUUUGUCUGUUGAAAAUGUGAUUUUAAUAGAUAUUCUUUAUCUUACAUAAGAGCACAAUACAUACACCACAUUCUAUAGAAACCCCAGAUGAUGCUAGAAUAGGUAUGAUGGGCAGAAAAUUAUGGACCUCAAUACUGUUUCCCCCCACCCCCCAAACUGCAAGACAGACAUUACCCAUGCCAAGCUGGCAUUACACUGGCCACAUGAAAAGCAGAGAUAUCAGAAAGAUGGUCAAGGCAAAGAAGUAGGGUAAGAAAAGAAAAGAAAUUUUAAGAAAUACAGAAGGUAGAAGUUGGGAUCAAAAUAUGCUCCCAUGAGUUAUUUACAUUUUUGCGUGAUAUCUUAAGAAAUAAGAAGUUUCCAUCUUCAAAUGAAGAAAUGGGUCAAGAAAGUAGUAGCUUAAAGACUGCAGGUACAGCCAGAGCUAAGAAGCCUAAUUGUAAAUACCUUAGCAACCAAUUGACCUGCACUGUUAACAUCUCAUUUUAUGCAGAGGAUUUAUUUAUUUAUUUUUAAGAUCCUAGUUAUUUUAAAAUGUAUUCUGAUACUGGAUAAUACAUAGCACAAGACAGACAAGGUACACAUACACCCAAAAUUACUGUUUGUUUUGCUAGCUUCCUGCUUCAGUGGUACUUAACUUUGCAAGUACAAACACAUUAAUGAUGCAUCUAACCGACUCUGAUAACAAUUACAUUUAUCAGAGGCUUUUUAAAAACAAAAGAAAUAUUAUGAACACUAAUGUGGUGAAUACAGGUCGAGAGGGGGGAAUCCAAUAUUUCACUGCAGCUGUUAGGUUGAUGAAAAUCAAAGUGUUCUAAUCUGGCUUCAUUAAAAAAAAUGUCACAAUUGAAAAGUGAACAAAAGAACACAGCAAAACAAACUGUACAAAGGCAAAGUAGAAUAACAAAAUAUUUUACUAAAACAUAAGAUUUACAGAAGAUUUUUCAGACAAGCCAUACAAAAUGGUCACAAGCUUUUUUUUUCUUUUCUUGAAGGGAGGGUUUUUACACUUGACAGCAGAAUCACAAUAUUAUUAGUGAUGGAUGUUUAAUGUUCCCAUUUUUGUUCAAACAGCCAAGCUUGUCCAUCUACAGCGUCUAAGUUAGACUUGGCUAGAGGGCAUAUUCUAGAGUAUAACUGGUUAGCUGCUUUAACCGAUACAAUUAGCAUCACCAUAAAAAAGGGAGGAAGAGCCCACACAAUUAGAACAAAAAUCCCUGCAGCUAAACCUGACUACUUUCAUUCACAGUGCUUACACUUAACUCAUGAUGGGGAAAACUUAUUAAAAGCAGAGAUGUGCUACUGCUUUUAAACAAUUUCACAAACAAUCCCGAUGAUACUUCUAGCCUCUGCUCAUGCGGAACAGGAGUGAAUUAGGACAAGACACAGAUUUGCUAGUAUGCAUUUAAAUCACCAAAGAACUGAUGUCUGGGUUUUAUUCUGUAAUGUUUUCUAAGACUGUGUCCAUUAAAUGC